UACUCCUGCAUAGCUCCGCAGGUCGUCAGACAGUGAAGCUGCUUCUGUUCUGUCCGUCCUAGAGAUACAGAAAAGUUGUUAAAGCUUAUACCUUUAAAGUAAUACCAUUCAUCAUUAUAUCCAGACAGUGUGUUAAAGUUGUGUUUUUUAAUUGAAAUUUAAAUUUAAAAAAAAAAGUGCUACUGCAUUCGAAUACAGAAAGCUUGAUUGGGGCUGUUAAUUGAAAAACAAAAAGGAGAAAAUGUCGAUCAAUCCAAAUAACUAUAAACUGUCUGACAGAACUGGGAGGCUUACAGCUUACGACCUGCUGCCUACAACAGUCACUGCUGGUUCAGAGACCCGAGAAUUUCUUCUCAAAGUUAUCGAUGUUCUUCUCGAUUUCGUGAAGAGUACCAACGAUCGAAAUGAAAAAGUUUUGGAUUUCCAUCAUCCAGAAGACAUGAAACGUCUCCUGGAUUUGGAAAUUCCCGAUCGGGCUGUUACUCUUCAACAACUCAUCGAGGAUUGUGCUACCACGUUGAAGUAUCAAGUCAAGACCGGACAUCCACAUUUCUUCAAUCAACUGUCGUGCGGAUUGGAUUUGGUUUCAAUGGCUGGAGAAUGGCUGACUGCGACAGCUAAUACGAAUAUGUUUACUUAUGAAAUUGCUCCAGUGUUCAUUUUGAUGGAGAAUGUUGUCUUGACCAAGAUGCGUGAGAUCAUCGGCUGGACUGGUGGUGAUUCGAUUUUGGCUCCAGGCGGAUCAAUUUCAAAUUUGUAUGCUUUCUUGGCUGCUCGACACAAGAUGUUCCCAGGCUACAAAGAGCGUGGAGCUAGUGCUUUGCCUGGACAACUUGUCAUGUUCACAUCAGACCAAUGCCAUUAUUCUAUUAAAUCGUGUUCGUCAGUUUGCGGUCUUGGUACAGAUAACUGCGUUAUGGUGCCAUCAGAUGAAAAUGGACGCAUGAUUACCAAAGAACUGGAGCGACUUAUUGUUGAGCGAAAACAAAAGGGACAUGUUCCAUUCUUUGUUAAUGCCACAGCUGGAACAACAGUAUUGGGAGCUUUUGAUCCUUUGAAUGAAGUUGCUGACAUUUGCCAGCGUCACAAUUGCUGGAUGCAUGUUGAUGCUGCUUGGGGUGGUGGCUUACUUUUAUCACGCAAAUAUCGUCACCCAAGAUUGUCAGGAGUUGAAAGAGCCGAUUCGGUUACAUGGAAUCCACACAAGCUGAUGGGUGCCCUUCUCCAGUGUUCAACUAUCCACUUCAAGGAAGAUGGUCUUUUAAUCAGCUGCAAUCAAAUGUCUGCUGAAUACUUGUUCAUGACUGACAAACAAUAUGACAUCAGCUAUGACACAGGUGACAAAGUGAUACAAUGCGGACGUCACAAUGACAUCUUCAAGCUGUGGCUGCAAUGGCGUUCAAAGGGUACCGAAGGUUUCGAAAGACAACAGGAUCGUCUUAUGGAUUUGACAAAGUAUCAAGUGAAGCGCAUUCAUGAGCAAUCAGAUCGCUUCCAUUUGAUCAUGGAGCCAGAGUGUGUUAAUGUUUCGUUUUGGUAUGUCCCAAAACGAUUGAGGGGAGUUCCACAUGACAGCAAAAAGGAACAGGAGCUUGCAAAGAUUUGCCCAAUUAUCAAGGGACGAAUGAUGCAAAAGGGCAGUCUCAUGGUUGGCUACCAGCCAGAUGAUCGUCGACCAAAUUUCUUCCGGUCAAUUAUUUCAUCAUCAGCUGUUACCGAACAAGAUGUUGAUUUCAUGUUAGAUGAAAUCCAUCGUCUUGGCGAUGACUUGUAAAUUAAUUAAAUAAUUUAGUUCAUCAAAAUAAAUACAAAAAAUAAGAAUACAAACAAAAAUAUAGCAUUGAAUAUGUUUAGUGUAAAUUAAUAGAAAAAUCAACCAAAAAAAAAUAAAACAAACUGUUAAAAUAAUUAAAUGUUUUAAAAAUAGAAGAAACAAAAAAUAUUAUUAUUAUUAUAAUUAAAUUAUUAUCGAAAUUCAAAACCACAACCAAGGAGUAUCUUUAAGGUAAAGGCAUAUCAUAAUAAUCCAACCAUAUUGUUGCUUAUUCAUUAAAAUGAAAACUAAAUAAAAUAUUUUUAUGUUUUUGUUAAGUUGUUCAAUGAAAUAAUAUAUUAUUAUCAUUAUUAUAAAAUACACAAACAAAAAAUUAUAUAUAAAUAUAUGUUGGAAGAAAAUAUAGUUAAAGAAAAAAACCGUAUAAAUGAAAAAUUGCAUUUAUUUACUCAUACAAAUCAUAUAUAUAUAUAUUUAUCUUAAACAAAUACCAAAAAAAAACUAUUAUUAUUAUUAUUAUAAAUGUAAAUGUAUUUUGAAUUUGUUGUAUAUUUAAAAUAUCAACUAUACUUAUGUGACUGUUGACAAUAUUUGAAGAUGGAAUGAUAGAGAAAAGGGUUUGGAAAUGUAUCAUACAAAAUCAAAACCUAUCGUUAGUGUUAUAAAUGAUUAUAAUUAUUAUUAUUAUAUUAUAAAUGGAAAAAAUAACUCAAUAUAUUUAAACUUAAAAUCAAGCAAAAAUCUACAUCGGAACAUAUCGCUGGAAAUGUUGAAAUAAAUUGAAAAUUAUAAAUCUAAUUUAUUUUAUGUUGUGCUAUUAAAACUUUUAAAAAAAAUGUAUAUUUUAAAUUGUGAAAUUAUGUAUCUACACUAUUUCAUAUUAAGUCGGGAAACGUGCAAUUAACUAAUUUUAACAAGAUGUAUUACAGAACACUUGACCAAGUUUCAGGUGUUCAGUAAGGCAUCCAUUACCUAUAAUAGGUUAAAAUAAUAAACUGUUUAGUAAAAAGCUGAUCGCAAAUAUAAUAAAUAGUUAAAGAACCUUUAACCAUCAUUCAUAAUAUAAAACCUGCUUAAAAGCUAAUUUAAACAAAAAAUAAAAUACCAAAAUAAAAAAUUGUGUUUUUAUUAUUAUUAUUUUUUGUACAACACACAAUGUACGCUGCCUACUAUAUUAUACGCUUGAAAAUGUCUGAUUUAGUACAAUCUUUUUUCAGUUUAAACAUUCACCAUAUUUUAUACAUAUAUAUGCUCCAAAUAUUAAUAAAAAAAUAUAUGCAUAUGUAUUAUAAGAAAUGUAUUACCUAGGGUCAAUUAAAAAUUAAACAUAAACAAAAUAAAACAAUGCGCUCCUCAAUGCAGGAUGCUUAUGUAUCAAUUAUAAUUAUAUAUUAUUAAAUAAAAAUAAAAAUGCCAUAUUAAGCAAUGAGAGUAGACUUGGUAACCUAUAAACGAAGAAUAAAUGUGAGCCUCAUAUAAAUGCCACGAAAAUUAAAAAAAAAAGAAUAUUUAAGAAUAAAAUAUAAAUUUAUUUUUAUUUUUGAUUUAAGUUUGGAAAACAUUUUAUUCUAUAUACAGUUAUUUAUGUCUGUAUAGAAAAUUGAUGUCUUUUAAAGUAUUUUUUUUUAAUUUUUCGUCAAUGAUUGUCUUGAUGUUUUAAUUCGUGGGAUAAGUGUUUUGAGCAUUUUAAAAUAUAAUCAAAUACAAUAAAUUAAAUGCUGCAAUAAAUGUUAUGUGUUGGUUAUAUUAUUAUCCUUAUAUUCUAUG
Eupeodes corollae is the source of this 3541-nucleotide messenger RNA. RefSeq names its product glutamate decarboxylase (gene Gad1). The record is from RefSeq and is a predicted model, not a curated record. Bases 242 to 1774 code for a protein of 510 amino acids. Gene Ontology annotation, cellular component: cytoplasm. Gene Ontology annotation, biological process: carboxylic acid metabolic process. Gene Ontology annotation, molecular function: carboxy-lyase activity; pyridoxal phosphate binding. The transcript is spliced from 8 exons. Lineage: Eukaryota; Metazoa; Arthropoda; Insecta; Diptera; Syrphidae.